Molecule: messenger RNA, 2417 nt
Organism: Etheostoma spectabile (orangethroat darter)
Lineage: Eukaryota; Metazoa; Chordata; Actinopteri; Perciformes; Percidae
Gene: gpatch4
Product: G patch domain containing 4
Exons: 8
Coding region: 231-1562 (443 amino acids)
Cellular component (GO): nucleolus
Molecular function (GO): nucleic acid binding
Source: RefSeq, a predicted model, not a curated record
AAAAAAGAAGCCAUGGUGACGUGUAUCCGGUGUCAUGUCAGCCUGCUACCGAAACCUCAUGGCUAGCGACCAAUACAUCCAUGCUAGCGACGGCUAACACGGUUAAAUGCGUUUUUAUUUUCCGUUUAGUUUUAGUGAUGCAGUUUCAAUAAAACAAGACAUUCCAGAGAUCACGGUCCAGACUUUAUCUCUUUGACCAGUGGAUGUGAGCUGUGGAGGUGCACAUACAGAUGGCAGGCGCUGUACCAGAGAAAAGUCGUGCCUUGAAGUUCGCAGAGCAGCAACUCCUGCGUCAUGGCUGGGAACACGGUAAAGGACUGGGGCGAGGGGAGAACGGCAUAUCAGAAGCUAUCAAGGUCAAAGUGAAAUGUGGCAAAGGAGGGGUUGGUCAUAAGGAAGGGGAGCAGUUCACCUUUCACUGGUGGGAUCAUGUCUUUAAUAAGGCUUCUUCAGGUCUUCAGGUGGAAUCCGAUCAGAACGGUAUUCAAUUGAAGAAGACGAUGGAGAAAGAUGAAGACGAAGGAAUGAUCUCUAAUAAAAAGCCACGGAAAGCCACUCUGGCUAAAGCCAAACUUUAUGGCUGCUUUGUCAAGUCAGCCACACUGCUGUCUGGUCAGGAGCAGCCAGAGCUAAAGUCCUCAAGCUCAGAUGACAGCAGUGGCUCAGAGGAGGAGGACCAGAAAUUGGAUCUCUCCAGCACCACAAAGCUUUCAGAUGCUGAUCUAAUGAAGGCUUGUGGAGGACGCACAGCACACAAGGGAGCCCGCCACGGGUUGACCAUGAGUGCCAAGUUAGCCAGGCUAGAGCAGCAGGAGGCCGAGUUCAUGGCUAAGUAUGGCAAGAAAAGCCAACCAGUAAGUGCUCCAACACUUGGUGUUACGCUAGCUUCAACGACCUCCCCGUCAACUGACCAGAGAGCUGAGAGGCAGGAGGAGACGGUUGAGGACUCUCAGAAGAAAAAGAUGAAAAAGAAGAGAUCUAAGAGUGUUCAUGAGCAAAAUGGUGAUGAAGGGUCUGAAAGGCCUGGAUCAGAUGUUAAACCCCACAAAAAGAAGGAAAAGAAAGCCAGUGAGGACACUGAGGGAAUUACUGAUGCAGUUUCAACUGAAGGGGAUUUGGUCUGUGUUGAAAACAAGGAAGCAGACAAUUCCCAUAAAACAAAGAGGAAACAUAAAAAGAAGAAAAAUAAUGCAGAGCAGAACAAAGAAGAACGAACACCUUCGCCAGAGAGCAAGAGUCCGGAGGAGACUGCUGAGCUGCACACUGACACAAAAGUGAAGAAAAAUAAGAAGAAAUCCUCCAAACACCGCAGUGAACCUGCUGAGGAAGAGGAGAGUUAUGUCACAGAAUCCAGCCAAUCGGAGUUGGUCCAGGACUGUGUUCCAAAAACCAAAAAGAAAAAAGCUGCAGUUACAUUGGAGGAAUCAGAGGUUCCAGAGGAGGAAUCAACUGUAAAGCAGAAACGGAAGAAGUGUAAAAAGGACAAACCAUCUGUCGAAGACAAUACAAACGAGGAGGCACUUCCCCCAAAGAAGAAGAAAAAGAAGAUGUCCAAAGAGUAGUUUUUUAUAUAUUAAAUUAUAAAUGCUUCAGACAUUGAUAACCAGAUUAGUUUUGGCUGAUUGCGGAAAGUAUCAUUCUCUAAAAUCAGCUCUUGUGAGUUAUGCGCCAAACAUAGACUUAGAGGUUCUGCUCUCUGAUUUGACAGAUCUGUAAAUGAAUUGAUAGAAUUAAUUAGUGAUUCAGACCAGUAACAGGGUUAUUCCUUGCCUGCAGCACUUGUCUCUUCUGCCUGUUAAACAACCUCACUAGUAUGCGAUCAUACAGGUUUUUUAAUCAUUCUUAUCUGAGCGGUUAUAUUUAUGAUAACCUGCUGCAGAAGUGACUGAGGAAAUUAGGUCUGGUUAAUUAUUUGCUGGUGAUGCAGAUUUUUUUGAUUGUCAACAAUGUACAACAACAAGAAAUGUGUUCAUUUGAAUCAGUCAAUGGACCAUUUAUCUAAUUAUUAGACUACUUCUCUAAAUGGAGGCCUAGUCCACACAAAUACAAGCAUUUUUGAAAAGGGGAUUUUCCCUCCUUUGCUUUAAAAAAAAAUUCCAUUUACACAUGUACUGUUUAGACAAAUCUCCGUCCCCAUGAAAACACAAGAACGCAAUUGAAGCGCUGUCAAGCCAACAGUCGACGAUAUAACCAAGACCUUCGAGGAAGAAGACUUGCGAGUGUCUCUUCCAUGACCUGAGAUGUUGCGGUUUUGGAUUACAGUACAAUGAAACAGUAACUGUACAUUUAUGUGUACACAUAUAAAAAGUCCUGCUAGUAAUCCUGUUAUAACACUAUUCUGGCCCCGUUGCAAGAAAUGUUGCUUUAUUUGUGACGCCUCGCAAAGGAGAAAACAUGGCACUCUGAUGUUACAAGCC